GGUACAAAUACCGGUAGUAGCGUGCCGGAUUUUCGAUGAUAGUUUGGAAAUAUCUGGAGUAUAUAUUCCGCAUGGAUAUCUUGGCAUUUCCAUAAGAUAAACUUUCUCGUUCGCGUUUUUCAUCCAUCGUACUUUCGGCCAUCUCUCCUCAUACAUAUCUUCAAGAUGAAGCUCUCAACCACCGUAUACACAGUUGUUCCUUUCCUGUCUACCGCCACCGCACAGGGCGUUGCUUACGCACAGUGUGGCGGUAAUGGAUGGACUGGCUCUACGGCUUGUGUGUCAGGCUAUGCGUGUUCAUAUGUGAAUGCGUAUUACUCGCAAUGUUUGCCUGGAACUGCAACCUUAACAACAGUUACAAGUGCAACAACGAGUGCUAGUUCGAAAACUAGCACAGCCGCAGCACCAAAUUCAACGGGAAAGACAAAAUAUAUCGGUACCAACAUCGCCGGAUUCGACUUCGGUUGCACAACAGACGGUACAUGUCUAACCAAUAAAGUCUACCCAGCUCUCAGUUCCCUCAACAAUGGCCCCGACGGCCUGGGUCAAAUGGCCCACUUCGUCUCCAAAACUGGUCAUAAUAUCUUCCGUCUCCCAGUUGGCUGGCAAUACCUCGUGAACAACAAUCUCGGGGGAACACUCGACAGUUCCAACCUUGCGACCUAUGAUUUGCUGGUCCAGGGAUGCUUGGCAACGGGUGCUACUUGCGUGAUUGAUAUCCAUAACUAUGCGAGGUGGAAUGGAGCAAUUAUUGGACAGGGUGGACCAACGGAUGCGCAGUUCGCUAGUUUGUGGAGCCAACUGGCGACGAAGUAUAAGUCGAAUACGAAGGUUGUCUUUGGAUUGAUGAAUGAACCUCACGAUUUGAACAGCAUAACCACCUGGGCAGCAACGCUUCAAACAGUCGUUACUGCUAUUCGUCAGGCCGGUGCAACAUCUACCAUGCUUCUACUUCCUGGUAGUGAUUACACAUCCGCAGGCGCCUUCAUCACCGACGGUAGCGCCGCGGCGCUCUCUAAGAUCACCAAUCUCGACGGCACUACCACCAAUCUGAUCUUCGACGUACACAAAUAUCUCGACUCCGAUAACUCCGGAACCCAUGCCGAGUGCGUAACUAACAACAUUGAUGCCGCCUUCGCACCACUGGCAACUUGGUUGCGAGCAAAUGGUAGACAAGCAAUAUUGAGCGAGACUGGUGGUGGAAACACCGCGAGUUGUCAGACAUAUUUGUGUCAACAGGUUGCUUAUUUGAAUGCAAACUCCGACGUCUAUCUGGGAUAUAUUGGAUGGUCUGCUGGAAGCUUUGAUUCGACUUACAUUUUGACGGAAACGCCAAAUGGAAGUGGAUCUUCUAUGACUGAUCAAGCGCUCGUUGCGGCUUGUCUUACUCGGACAUCGUAGUAAUGAGGAUUGAUUGAUCCGGGCUGGUAUACUUUGGUAAAGAGAUUGUACAUAGUGGAAUGCGUCUGUAUAUAUUCAAUUGGCUGUACAUAGGAAGCACUAAGUGAAAAAAAGGAAGA
This is a messenger RNA of Botrytis cinerea B05.10, 1520 nucleotides long. RefSeq lists its product as hypothetical. The transcript is spliced from 8 exons. The record is from RefSeq and is a predicted model, not a curated record. NCBI's taxonomy places the organism in Eukaryota, Fungi, Ascomycota, Leotiomycetes, Helotiales, Sclerotiniaceae. Gene Ontology annotation, biological process: glucan catabolic process. Gene Ontology annotation, molecular function: cellulose binding; hydrolase activity, hydrolyzing O-glycosyl compounds. Bases 166 to 1401 code for a protein of 411 amino acids. Gene Ontology annotation, cellular component: extracellular region.